CCGGCGCUGCCUUCGUUUUUGCUCGACAGAUGAAAACAUCAGUGUUGGGUGCUAAUGCCGGGCUGAUUCCUGCUACAAUCAGCAAGAUGUUUGUCAUCCUACUGCCUAUUUCCAAUCAAUACGGAUCAAACUGUUAGCGUUUACUGUAUCUGUAGGUAGCCAAAGCCCAUUUUGUAUUGCAAUACCUUUUUGGUCUCUAAUUUUGAGUAGAAGAAAAUGAACGGCUUAUCCAUCAGCGAGUUGUGCGGCCUCUUCUGUUGUCCGCCCUGUCCCAGCCGGAUUGCAGCGAAGCUGGCCUUCCUGCCCCCGGAGCCAACCUACACUCUUCUGCCAGACCUGGAGUCCACCUCCCCUGUGACCUCUAACCUUGGAGCCUCAGGUUUGCGCUCACGCUUGGGCGGUGGUGCCGGAGGAGGAGGUGGUGCUGGAGGUGGAGGAGGAGGUGCUGGAAGUGGAGGAGGAGGAGGUUUUGGUGACAGGAGUGGUGAAGGCCGGUGGAAGCUGCACCUCUCUGAGCGAGCAGAGUUCCAGUACUCCCAGAGGGAGCUGGACGGAACUGAGGUCUUCCUUACUCACUCCAGCCGUGGCAACAGAGUGGGAUGUAUGUAUAUACGCUGUGCCCCAUCCGCAAGGUACACUGUGCUCUUUUCUCACGGUAAUGCUGUGGAUCUCGGUCAGAUGAGCAGCUUCUACAUCGGUCUGGGCACUCGUAUCAACUGCAACAUCUUCUCUUAUGACUACUCUGGUUAUGGAGUCAGCACAGGGAAACCCUCUGAGAAGAAUCUGUAUGCAGACAUAGACGCUGCUUGGCAUGCUUUGCGCUCAAGGUAUGGCAUCAGCCCUGAGAAUAUAAUCCUUUAUGGGCAGAGCAUUGGCACCGUGCCCACCGUGGACCUGGCGUCCCGUUAUGAGUGUGCUGCCGUGGUACUUCACUCACCUCUCACCUCAGGGAUGAGGGUGGCCUUCCCUGACACCAAGAAGACAUACUGCUUUGACGCCUUCCCAAACAUUGAGAAGGUGUCUAAAAUCACAUCCCCAGUGCUGAUCAUUCAUGGGACGGAGGAUGAAGUGAUUGAUUUCUCUCAUGGUCUGGCCCUGUUUGAGCGCUGCCCAAAAGCCGUGGAGCCACUGUGGGUCGAAGGAGCUGGACACAACGACAUCGAGCUCUACAGCCAGUACCUGGAACGCCUGCGUCGGUUCAUCAGCCAGGAAGUGGCUGCGCAGUAAACGCACCCUUCAAAACAUCAAGAAAGGCAGAUCUUUCAGCCCUGGACACUUAAUUGUGCUCACGUCCAUAAAUGGUUGACAUAUAUGGAAAGCAAACAAACAGAAUUCAGUUCUGGAGGGUUUGUUUUUCUAUAGACUGCCGUCUCUUUCUUUCUAUCAGCCUGGAGCUGAGUUUUCUACUGAGAAGACAUCUCGACUUCACACUGAAAAGAUCGGAAUGUGUGAGCGUCGGUCUCAGGAAGGACCUCAGUACAUCUGAGGCACUCUCUCACAGUUGAUUUGGCUUGUGAUUUUUGUGACCAGGACAAGUGAAAUGUCAUUUGAACAGGACUAAAAUCUAGUAUCUCUUUAUGAAGCUCUUAUCUUGUGGGUGUUUAUGUACUUUUUGUUAGGUCUUGUGGGUAAGCAGAUGACCAGUCUGUUUUAAAAUACAGCAUCAACACCUUUUCAGACAAAAACUCUCUGCUGGACAGAUUCUGUUUGUGUGUGUGUGUGUACUUGUAUAACUAUCUUUGUGAGGACCAGUUUGAGUUUUAGACCAUCAGAGUGAGGACAAAGGCCCUGUUCACACCUGGUAUUAAGAUGCGUUUUAGUUGAUUGGAUCACAAGUAGAUGAGGCAGACACAUACCCGUUUACACCUAGUGUUUUAAUCCGUCUCUUUUGUCCACUUUCAACCACUUCUGUCCUGAUUUCUUUGAGGGGAGGGCCUAUGGGAGGGUAAAUGUAUGGGUUUUUUCAGAUCUUUUGAUCUAAUGGACAAAAAAAGCUUGCGCAUUUACAUAUGAACGCACCUGGAGAUGACAGAAAAAUAUAUGUAGAGCAUCAGCUUUCAUUUUUGCUCUGACAGCCGCAAGACCAUACCGAACGCUGUGAGUGUGUGUUAGAAAUCAGGAAUGGUGAGAGAACAUUGUGAUUGGUACAUUUUUCGUCUUCAAACCAAACUUGGGUCUUCAGCUGUCAAAGUUUAAAUCCUGUCUGGCUAGCGCGCUUCCCAUAAUGUUUACGUGUUAGGUCAGUAGGUGGUCUUUUGUUGCUGUGAUCGACUCAUGUCGAUCACAUGAGCGUUGACACUACGAAAGCAAUCUAGUCUAAUGCGUUUUUGACUACCUCUGGAAGUGGUCGAAAGUGGACAAGCUGAAAACGUUUUAGACCCCAUUUACACCUGUAUUUAGUGUCAUCCACUUGUGAUACGAUCGACAAAAUCACAUCUUAAUACCAGGUGUAAACAGGGCUAAAGAGAGUAAAGUGAGAACAUUUAGGCCAGUCCUCACUUUCUGAGACCCCUUUAAAGGUUUUAGGAUCAAGACUUUGUUUUUAGGGAUAAGGUUAUAAUUAGGUUAAGGGUUCGGGAUAGGCACUUGUGAUGUUAUGAUGGGUAAGGCCCUGGGUAUACUUUGUUUUUUACGCGUACGCUAGUGCACGC
Ctenopharyngodon idella (grass carp) is the source of this 2651-nucleotide messenger RNA. It is a transcript of the gene abhd17aa, whose product is annotated as abhydrolase domain containing 17A, depalmitoylase a. Gene Ontology annotation, biological process: protein depalmitoylation. The record is from RefSeq and is a predicted model, not a curated record. Gene Ontology annotation, molecular function: palmitoyl-(protein) hydrolase activity. Gene Ontology annotation, cellular component: plasma membrane; endosome membrane. The transcript has 5 exons. Bases 217 to 1227 code for a protein of 336 amino acids. NCBI's taxonomy places the organism in Eukaryota, Metazoa, Chordata, Actinopteri, Cypriniformes, Xenocyprididae.